Molecule: messenger RNA, 2409 nt
Organism: Anopheles merus
Lineage: Eukaryota; Metazoa; Arthropoda; Insecta; Diptera; Culicidae
Exons: 2
Coding region: 369-1559 (396 amino acids)
Source: RefSeq, a predicted model, not a curated record
UAAAAAUCAACACUAUGGGUAGAGUGGCUUUGUUAAGUCAUGAAAAAAGCAAAGCACAUCAUCAUCAAGUGUUGGUUCGAAAAACUAACCUUCCAAUCAGCCAUUUUUUACCAAAUCAAAUCGUUGGUAAUAACCUGUUGUCGUCAUCUCCGUCACUUUCUUCAAUUUCCACUGCAAUGGCUACCCAAAUCUCAGCUUCAGAUUCUUCCACGAACACUGAUAAUCAACACUCUAAGGCUUCCAACGUCUUGAAUAGAUUCAUGCUAAACGAGCAAGUUACAAGUGCUGAAAUUGUGUGAGCUCUGGAAACUAUUGCCACUCAUAACUCCUAUCGCAGUGCUGGGGCUAACACUAAUUUGUUCAAAACCAUGUUUCCGGACAGCCAAAUUGCCGCCAAGCUCGAGAUGGGACGCACAAAACUUGCGUAUCUAAUAACUUUUGGUCUGACACCUUAUUUCACAAACGAAAUAUUUAAGCAACUUGAUGUAUGUUCCGAAAUAGUAAUUGGUUUCGAUGAAACAUUGAACAAAGUUUCACAACGCCAACAGAUGGAUGUUAGUGUGAGAUUUUGGAAUGAAAAUAAGGAACAGGUAGAAUGUCGAUACAUUGGAUCAGCGUUUUUAGAUUCUUCUCGUGCAGUUGAUCUCCUUAACGGAUUGAAACAGUGCACAGAAAGAAAGCCUGCUCUACUGAAUAACGUGAUUCAGCUAAGCAUGGACGGACCGAAUGUAAAUUGGCGUUUAAUGAAGGACUUAUGCGAAGAACUUCGAAAUCUGCGUGGGGUACCAUCUUUUGAUUUAUUAAACAUAGGUAGUUGCGGCUUACAUGCUAUUCAUAAUGCUUUUAAAAAUGGUAUGAAGCACACUGAAUGGAACAUUGACGAGUUUUUGACAUCCCUCUAUUAUUUGUUCAAAGACUUUCCGUUGCGCCGUGCAGAUUAUAAAGAAACUACCGGAUCCAAUUUAUUCCCACUGAAAUUUUGUCCUAUUCGAUGGGUUGAAAAUUUGAAUGUGGCUGAGCGUGCAUCUAAAAUGAUUCCUUAUUUGAAAGUCUAUGUGGCUGCGGUCAAAAACCAACGUGACAAAAAACUCAAGGAAGGUCACCAUUCUUUCAAAAGGAGUUUUGCUGCAGUUGCUCAGUCUAGGCCAUUCGCUUUAAUAGAAAAGACCAUUUCUGAUGAAAUGUUGAGCCCAAAACUUGCCUUUUUUAUUUCCUCAGCUGGAUGUGUGGAACCCUUUUUGCGAGAAUUUCAAUGUGAUGCUCCUAUGGCGCCAUUUUUGUUUGAUGAGUUAUCUUCAAUUACCCAUUCUAUAAUGAGUAAGGUUUUAAAAUCGGAAUACUUAAAUGUAAAAGCUAAAGCGAUUACCAAUAUUGAGCUCAAAGAUAACAACACACUACCGACAUCGCAAGUUGAUAUAGGCUUUGGAGUCAAAGCGGCAAUUAAAACAAUAAUGACAAGUGGAAAAAUAUCUGAAAAGGUGAUCCUUCAGUUUAAGAACGAUUGUAAAGCUUAUUAUAUUGCAUUUUUAACAAAAAUUUGUGACCGUUCUCCACUGUGAGACCAUCACAAAAUCGCUUGAUAUUGCCUUGAAAAGGUUGGAGUACUGCCUAGAUUACAUGGUCCAAAGAGACCAUUUAGGGGGUAAUGUAGCGGACAAAGUUCGUCAGGAAUUCACAAAUGCGGUAGAAAUUUUUAGCAUAAAGUCAUCUCUAGCUGCCUACAAGCGACAUGAAUGUCGACUAGAUAAUUUUUGGUUUAAAGUUCUUGCGGAUUCGAGAAAAGAAUUCUCAAACUUAAGAAUUUUUUUUAAAAAAUUUUAAUUCUAUCACAUGGCAAUGCAACACUGGAGCGAGGAUUUUAUAUAAACAAAGAGUGUCUGAUAGUUAAUUUAAUCGACGAAAGCUUAGUGGCGCAGCGAAUAGUAUACGACGCUAUUUUGAACGCCGGUGGUGUUUUAGGGGUAGACAUAAAUAAAUCACUCAUCCAGUACGCCCGAAACGCGCAUGGACGAUACGUCGAGAGCCUGGAGCAAAAGAAGAAGGAAAGGGCACAAAAGGACGAUGCCAGUGCUAGAAAAAAGACAACGAAUCAAGCACUUAAGGAAUUAGAAUUAGUUAAAGCCAAAAUUCUCGCAGAUGCUCAGAAAGAAGUAGCCUUGAUCGAAGAGAAAAUGAGUAAUUUGAAUAAAUAAGCUGUUUCAGCAAUCUUAUAAAAAACGUUUAUAAUGCUUAAUAGUUUUAUUUUUAAAUAAUAGUUUAAGGUUAUUUUAUUUAAUUCUUGUUACAUCGAUAACAAGCAGCUUUGCACUGUCAUACUAAUUAUAGACGAAGUUAUAAAUACUAUUAGAGUUACCUAUAACAUUGUCAAAAAAUGCUUUGAAAUUUUAGUAUCGCAUAAGGCAAUCAACU